Molecule: messenger RNA, 1775 nt
Organism: Thalassophryne amazonica
Lineage: Eukaryota; Metazoa; Chordata; Actinopteri; Batrachoidiformes; Batrachoididae
Gene: dcn
Product: decorin
Exons: 7
Coding region: 1-1089 (362 amino acids)
Molecular function (GO): protein binding
Source: RefSeq, a predicted model, not a curated record
AUGAGGUCGGUCUGUCUCUCUCUGCUCCUGGUCACUGCCUGCUGGGCUCUGCCCUUCCAACAAACUGGCUUCCUCGACUUCAUGAUGGAGGACGGAUCUGCUGAACCAGAAGCGCCUACAAGUCCAAAGUUAGAGAUCCCAAUCAUGCCAGAAGGGCCCAAGUGCCCGUUCCGGUGCCAGUGCCACCUGCGGGUCAUCCAGUGCUCUGACCUCGGUCUGAAAGAAGUUCCCGAUGAAAUCCCAGAUGAUACCACCUUGCUGGACCUGCAAAACAACAAGAUCACCGAGAUCAAAGAGAACGACUUCAAGAACCUCAGAGGAUUACACGUUCUGAUCCUGGUGAACAAUAAAAUCACAACCAUCCACGCCAAAGCGCUGAGCCCUCUGAUCAAGUUGCAAAGACUCUACCUGUCAAAGAACAUGCUGAAGGAGAUGCCAGCCAACAUGCCCAAGAGCCUGCAGGAGCUGCGCGCCCAUGAGAACGAGAUCACAAAGAUCAAAAAGGCCUCCUUCCAGGGCAUGUCCCAUGUCAUCGUCAUGGAGCUUGGAUCCAAUCCUCUGAAGAGCGCAGGAAUCGAAGCUGGCGCUUUUGCUGACUUGAAGAGGGUGUCUUACAUUCGUAUCGCAGACACCAACAUCACGGAGAUCCCCAAAGGUCUACCUAGCUCUCUGUCUGAGCUUCAUCUGGAUGGAAACAAGAUCACAAAAGUGACGGCUGACAGGCUCAAUGGCCUAAAGAACCUGGCUAAGCUCGGUCUCAGCUACAACGAGGUGAGUUUGGUGGAAAACGGAUCGUUGGCUAACGUCCCACACCUCCGAGAGCUGCACCUUGACAACAACGCCCUGACCAAUGUUCCUCCCGGCCUGUCUGAACAUAAGUACAUCCAGGUGGUCUACCUCCACGCCAACAAGAUUGCCGCCGUGGGAACAGAGGACUUCUGUCCACCCGGCUUCAACACCAAGAAGGCCAUGUACUCCGGCAUCAGCCUGUUCAGCAACCCCGUGCCUUACUGGGAAGUUCAACCCAUCACCUUCCGCUGCAUCUUCGACCGCUCUGCCAUCCAGCUUGGCAACUACAGGAAGAAGUAGAGCGUCCUGCGCCUGUGCGAGGAAGUGCGAUUUGUAAAUGAGUGCGUGAGAGAGUUGCAUGAGUGCGUGUUUGAUCACAGCGCCACGACACUGACCGCCCCACCCCCACCCGCCGCCUCCCUACAAAGCACGACGCCAUUAAUCUACACAGUCAUUUCAGAACUGUAGCGGGCGCUGACCUGAAACGCAACACAUCAUCGUCAUUGUCAACGGCCGGACUCAUCAUAUCGAACCAAUUCACGACAGUUAAACCAGCGGUAACGUUGCAAAUCUGUUCUUGCAUUCAAAUUGUAACAUAUGCUUCAUUAUUGUGCGUAUUAUUUGAAUUUCAGUGGACUCUUGAGUUGACCCUAACCAAAAACAACAACAACAACAAAAAGAUAUCUGAACUUUCACACAGCUGAAAAUGUUAAUAAAUCAGAGUUUGAUAAAUGCAGACUUUGUUGACCUUUUAACAAUUGUAUGAAUUAUGAAAAGGCUGACCUGUAGAGCAGGCGGCAAAGGGGUUACUUGUGUUUUACAACUACCUUUUAACAACUGGUAUACUAGAAUGUAUUAGGUAUUACCUGUGUAAUAGGAAUAGCAUUCAGAGUGUAUCAACAGGCUGCACUCCUUGAAAGAAUUCUCCAUUUCUAUUUGUAUUGUGCUCAAUUCAAGUAGAGAUAAAGCAACCGUGACUUCUAUCA